Mustela erminea (ermine) is the source of this 3545-nucleotide messenger RNA. It is a transcript of the gene CASP8, whose product is annotated as caspase 8. The record is from RefSeq and is a predicted model, not a curated record. Lineage: Eukaryota; Metazoa; Chordata; Mammalia; Carnivora; Mustelidae. Gene Ontology annotation, molecular function: cysteine-type endopeptidase activity; protein binding. The coding region runs from base 468 to 1925 and encodes 485 amino acids. Gene Ontology annotation, biological process: negative regulation of extrinsic apoptotic signaling pathway via death domain receptors; proteolysis; apoptotic process. The transcript is spliced from 11 exons.
UUUUUUAAGCCCGGCUGAAUUCACUAGUAAAUUUUGAAUGUGAAGAACAGGAAGUGAGUCCACUGAGGGAGGCAGAGGUGGCCUUAUCGAAAGUAAAAGAAAACUUCUUCCUGGAGGAGUUUCCAUCCACACUCUCCUCAUCCCCACCCUCUUCCAAGGGAUUUUUCUCGGGCUGGGUGGACAGGCCUUAGGAGUCUGUGACGUUAGGCCGUUCGGGGGUCUUGGCAUCGGGUGCUCUGUGGAUGUCGCUGGGACAGGGGGACCAGCAUUAAAUGGGGUUCGUACUACCUCAUGAGGUGGUACUGUGGAUUUAAGGAGAUAAUACAUGGUAACUGCUUGAGGCUGUGCCUGGUGCUACUAAGUUCUCAGAGAAAACAGGCCUGUGAAGAAGCUGCUGCCUCUGUACUGUGAGGGUCCCAGGACUGGCUUCUUUGGCUACCACAACCCUCUCCUGACACUUGGACAACAUGAAUUUCAGUAAAUGCCUCUAUAAUAUUGGAGAACAGUUGGACAGUGAUGAGCUGGCUUCCCUCAAAUUCCUGAGCAUGGACUACAUCCCCCAGAAGAAGCAGGAGCCCAUCAAGGAUCCUCUGAUGUUAUUCCAGAGACUCCAGGAAAAGAGACUGUUGGAGGAAAACAACCUGUCCUUCUUGAAGGAGCUCCUUUUCCGAAUCAACAGACUGGACCUGCUGGUCACCUACCUGGACACCAGCAAGCAGGAGAUGGAGCAAGAGCUUCAGAUCCCGGGCAGAGCCCAGAUCUCUGCUUACAGGGUCAUGCUUUUUCAGAUUUCAGAAGAUGUAAGCAAACUGGAAUUGAAGUCCUUUAAGUUUUUUUUGAGCCAGGAGAUCCCUAGAUGUAAACAGAACGAUGAUUCGAACUUGUUUGAUAUUUUCAUAGAGAUGGAGAAGAGGGUCAUCCUCGGGGAAAGAAAUUUGGACACCCUGAAAAGAAUCUGUGACCAAAUAAACAGGAGCCUGCUGAAGAAAAUCACGGAUUACGAAGAAUUAAGCCAAGAGCAAACAAUGAUCCCGCAAAGAAGUCUAGAUGAAAUUUCAAAUGAUAUGUCUCAGUUGCUUGUAGGGGAGAAAUCCCUGAGGGUGCCGCCAAUGUCAGACUCUCCAAGAGAACAGAACUGUGGAUCAGAGACAUCGGACAAAGUUUACCAAAUGGAAAGCAAACCUCGAGGAUAUUGUUUGAUCUUUAACAAUUAUGACUUUAGCAUAGCACGGAAGGAAGUGCCCAAACUUCACAGCAUUAAGGAUAGGAAUGGAACAGACUUGGAUGCAGAUGCUUUGCAUCAGACCUUUAGUGAGCUUCAUUUUGAGAUCGUGCCUUUCAGAGACUCUACAGCUAAGGAAAUCUGUGACGUUCUCAAAUCCUACCAAAGCAUGGACCACACUACCAGGGACUGCUUCAUCUGCUGCAUCCUCUCCCAUGGAGACAAGGGCAUCAUCUACGGCUGUGAUGGACAGGGAGUCCCCAUCUGUGAGCUCACCUCUUACUUCACUGGUUCUAAGUGCCCUUCCCUUGCAGGGAAGCCCAAGAUCUUUUUUAUUCAGGCUUGUCAAGGGGAUAACUACCAGAAGGGGAUCGCUGUUGAGACCGACUCUGAACAGAAUGAAGCGUGUUACGAAUCAGACUCCUGUCAGAAGAGAUAUAUCCCAGACGAUGCUGACUUUCUGCUGGGGAUGGCCACUGUGAAUAAUUGUGUUUCCUACCGAAACCCCAUGGAGGGAACGUGGUAUAUCCAGACACUUUGCCAGAGCCUGAGAGAAAGAUGUCCUAGGGGAGAAGAUAUUCUCACCAUCCUUACUGAAGUGAACUUUGAAGUGAGCAAUAAGGAUGACAGGAGAAACAUGGGCAAACAGAUGCCACAACCGACCUUCACGCUGCGGAAAAAACUCAUUUUCCCUUGUGACUGAUGCUUUAACUGCAUAACACUAUGCUUAAUUUAAUUUUGAUAAAAGUGCUGCUACUGCUUUUCUUUUUUUUCCUUUCUUUUGGAUGGCGGGAAGGGGCGAGAAUGGGAUUCAGUACAACCUAAUUCUCAUUCAAGUUUAAGCCCAACUCUCGGGCUUUGCAGUAAUAGCUAGAGAUUUAUCGUCGUAGGUAUGAUUUUACUUUUAUUUUUGAUUUGAUGAAAAAGUUUUUAGAAAGCCUAGAGUAGAGAAGAAAAUAUAGAAAGUUUAAAAGAAAUGGAACAUCGUAACUUGAGGUUCAAAAACCGUGGCAGAAUGAACGGUCUUUGCACAUGGCUCAUCUGCUUUCAGCCUGGAAUCAUCUGAUUCCCUGCAGUGAAGCAUUUAAAAAAAGAAGUUAACGAUGUCAUUCCAAAGGUUCAGUCUGGAGCACAGAGUUAAGGGCAGUGCGGAGCUCUUCGAAGGCGUAAGAAGAUGGGGACCGGGGAAAGCAGUUUCUCACUCCAGGCCUCAGAGUAAGUGAAUGUUGUUCAAGUCCUGGGAAACACAGUCGAGAAAACCAUAAUCCUCCUUUCUGUGAAAGAGCUGCUGAUUCCUCAUUCCCGGUUCUUGUGAGAAUUUGUUAGAUUUACAUUCCUGCUAACUGGAUAUGCUUCUACAGAGUAGAAUGUGAGGUACAGUUGUUAAAAGGUACUGUUGGGACUUUUUAUUUUCUUAAGGAACUCUAAUCCGCCCCACCCCCCCCACCCCCCAUUCCACGACCUGGGGCUCGAACACACAACACCAAGGGCAAGAGUCACACGCUCUACCAUCUGAGUCAGCCCCGCACCCCUGAAAGUUCUUGUUACAAGGAAACAGCAGCCCACGAGCAGUCACUUGGGCUAACCCCCACGUCAGCAAACCCAGACUGAACAGCUAACCGAGACGCAGUUACGGUUCCCCGGGAAUGUAAUCUUCGGGCGGCCAGCGUGGAAUUACCGGGGUCACCAGGGCUGACCGGCAGGAUCAACUCCUCCCAUCCCCCUCAGGAAAGUGACCUAAUGCAGUGUGAUCCGAUUUGAUCCUUACCUUUCCUCAGCUGGAUUUCUGUUGUCGGACAGCAUAUGCUGAGGGCUGCCAGUGACCCCUCUCAGAGGUCACUGAGGGAGAUUUUGGGGAUCCGACUUAGCUAAAAAACCCCUCGCGUGUAAUGCUCCCACAUCCAACCUGAUCUGUUCUGACGCGUGGACGGGCAGUCCCAGAAACCCCAGAGCUGCGCCCCCUUGAGCUACGGGGAGACCCUGCUUCAGGGACAAAAGACACUGUAACUCUGGUUAGAUUUGGAUUUCACAAAAUCUAGGAGUUAUUUUCCUUGUUCUUAUUAUUUGUAAGUAACUUUAAUCCGUAUUUGAAAGGAAUGACGUUGACAGCAUGUGGACUUUUCGUCCGGCCAGUCCGCCCUUUCCAGGCCAUCCUCUACACUACUGUACAGUUUGUAAAAAUAUUAUAAUGUGAAUUACUUUAACUCCUUUUCUCUUAUCGCUUCUAAGAUCUCUAUAUCCAUCUAUACCUCAUUUGGUUUUGGUUUUUUUUUGCAAAUGGUACUUUCCCCAUUCAUGCAUAAUUUCCUUGCUUUCUUUUUUU